CACAACACCCCACAAUAUGGAGGUGUCGGUCAGAGACGACUCGAAGGACGAGCAUACCGAGCAGAAGUCGCUUGUUCAGACUGCCACGAAUGCACUCCUCUUCCCUCUACGUGUCGCGACCUCUCCACCUCUCCUCCGAACCUAUCUACGCACGUUCCUCCUCUGCGUGGCCUCGAGCAUUCUCUUCGCCUUUGCCGUGAUCGCAUACACGUCGUUUUACUACUCCUACAUCCCCAUCCGCGGCAUCUCGGUACCUGUAUACCUACAGUUCGACCAUGGAACCACGCCUGUCUCGCUGUUCAGCGACUCGAGCAGAGCCUUCGGCCAGGAAACGCAGAAGUGGCCGCACGCCAUCACUGGAAUCCAAGGAUUGGUGAACCGCCAGAAGUACGACGUCAGCGUGGAGAUGGUCGUGCCGAGAAGCAGAUCCAACCUGCAGACCGGAAACUGGAUGGUCGACCUCUCUCUGCGCGGCCCCUCGCCCUCCGCCUCGUCGAGCAUCAAAAGCAUCCUCGGCUGGGACGACGACGCGCCCACCCCCUCGUCCCCCGAAGCCACCGCAGCACCCGCGACAAAGCCGCCCGUCCUCGCACACUCCCGCCGCCCCGCAAUCCUCACCUACCGCUCCUGGCCCACCGAGCACCUGUACCGACUUCUGCGCCUGCCGCUCUACCUCACCGGCUUCGGCACCGAGAGCGAGACCCUGCACAUCAGCAUGCUGGAAUCGGCGUCCUUCGCGACCGCGGUCCCGGCCUCGCUGCGCCUCGAACUGCGCAGCAAGACGCCGCUGGAAGUGUACAGCGCGCGGGUGUGCAUCACGGCGCGGCUGGAGGGGCUGCGCUGGCUGAUGUACACGCACCGGCUGCUCAGCGCGGUGCUCUUCGUGGCGCUGUUCUGGGGCACGGAGAUGGGCGUUGUAGUCGUGACGUGGGGGGUCGUCGGGCUGCUGUUCUCCUCCGCCUCGCCAGACGACGCAGCCAGACCCGGGGUCAAGAAGGAAGACCGUCACAGCGAGCCCGGCACGCCCCUCAGCGACACCGAGCACACGUUCCCCUCGCUCUCGGGGCACGCGCCGCUGCGCUACGUGUCCGCGUCGGAGAAGGCGAAGGACGAGCCGAGCGAGCCGCGGCUGGAGGAUAUUCCGCUGAGGGAGGAUGCGGAGGCGGAUGACGAGGAGGACGACUUCGUGCUCGAGGAGCCGGUGCCCAAGAUUGAGCAGGCGGUGUUUACGGAUUCUGGGCUGGGGACCGGUAUGGAUAGCGAGCGUGACAGGGAGCGGGAGCGGGUUAGGAGAAGGGGGAGCGGGAGGAGCAGGGGCAAGGAUGAGGGUGAUCGGUAGAGGUGUUUUGUGAUUGAUUUGAUGGAGGGAGACACGGGAGGGGGGUGCGAGGUGGAAUGGGUGUGUGGGUGUGAGCAUGACGCACGUGAGG
This is a messenger RNA of Boeremia exigua, 1430 nucleotides long. Its product is annotated as putative adipose-regulatory protein-domain-containing protein. NCBI's taxonomy places the organism in Eukaryota, Fungi, Ascomycota, Dothideomycetes, Pleosporales, Didymellaceae. The transcript has 2 exons. The coding region runs from base 17 to 1339 and encodes 440 amino acids. The record is from RefSeq and is a predicted model, not a curated record. Gene Ontology annotation, biological process: lipid droplet organization; lipid storage. Gene Ontology annotation, cellular component: endoplasmic reticulum membrane.